Dicentrarchus labrax (European seabass) is the source of this 2505-nucleotide messenger RNA. RefSeq names its product sec1 family domain containing 2 (gene scfd2). The transcript is spliced from 9 exons. NCBI's taxonomy places the organism in Eukaryota, Metazoa, Chordata, Actinopteri, Moronidae. The coding region runs from base 110 to 2185 and encodes 691 amino acids. Gene Ontology annotation, biological process: vesicle-mediated transport; intracellular protein transport. The record is from RefSeq and is a predicted model, not a curated record.
CUUUGAGAGACUCGUGUGUUUGUUUUGGUUGGGAGCUAACGUACUUUAGCUGACAUUUCUGAUGUGUCUUUGAUUCCGUUGCGUUUAGCUCACACUGACAGCUGGCGACAUGCUGACGACGGAUGAUUUCACGCACUUCCCGCUCCAGAUGUGGGAGAAGGUGCUGUCGAAGGUAAAGAAAGCUGUUGUUUUUAUGGACGACAAGUGUGCAGAGGCUCUACAUUGGAGCGGGGGUGCUGCCCUCCUGUUGGAGGCUGGAGCCAGAAAUUUAAAAGAGUUUUCGAGCUUUGAAGCCUGCGCUGCGAAUGAACCGAAAGCCGUGUUUGUGGUGAGCACUCUGUUGAAGGGCAGAACAAUCGACAUCAUUAAAGACAUCAUAUCCCUCAGUCACUUCCAGUACUGUGUUGUCAUCACCACCGUGGCUCACUCCGUGCACCUGCUCGCCAACAAUGUCACGACAGAAAUGGAAAGCAACCCUGUGUUUGAGCAGUUUGAGGAAAAGCUGUGCGAGUGGAUGGGAAACAUGAACUACACGGCUGAAGUCAUGCAUGUCCCAGUGGUGUUCGCCCCUGUAUCACAGCAGCUACUCCUCACACCCAUGUUUGCUCACCUGUUUCCCCUGCUCUCACCUGAUCUGGAGUCAAUAAAUGCAAAACGACCAGAGAAGAAGAGAUUUGGAAGCCUGGUUGAUGUAGACGUGCACUCUCUCCCGGUUGAACUGCAACUUGAAAUCAAGUCCUUGGCUGCAGUUUUGAAUUCAGUGUUUGAGGCGACAGGCACCAGGGAAGAGAGUUUUGCUGUGGGUCCAAUGAGCCGCAUCAUAGCGGGGGAACUGGCCAAUCACCCUCAAGCCAAAAACCGAAGGAAGACAGCCCCUAAUAAAGCAUCAAUCAUCUUUGUGGACCGAACAAUGGAUCUCACAGGAGCUGUUGGUCACCAUGGAGACAACCUGGUGGAGAAGAUUCUGACUGUGCUCGAACCCUUACCUGGUCAUGUGACAGACGUACAGGUGGACAUGCUGGAGCUCACAAGUCUGCAGCGAACCCCUGACUCCCAGACCACCCUGGCCCCUGGCUGUCUCGCACAGACCCAGUCAACUGCAGCACAGUCACUAUGGGAGGCCAUGCUGACCAAUAAACAUAAAGAGGGGGUGAUGGAGGUCCGUCGGCAACUAGUGGAAACAGCCAGCAAGGAGAAGCUGCCAAUCAAGAUGAGCAUGGGCCGUGUGACCCCCGAGCAGCUUUGCUCCUACGUGCAGCUGUUCCGGAGCAGUUGGGGGUCACUAGAGAAUCACUGCGGGGUGCUCCAGCUGGGCCUUGCCACGGCCCAAACACUCCGCCACCCCAGCCUGCCCCGCUGGGAUGCCUGUCUGGCGUUCGAGAGGCUGCUGCUGCAGGCUCUUGGAGACUCUGAUUUCCCUGCUGUGCUAAGGCAGCUGUUGCCCUUGAUGAAGCCCUGUGGAGGCGAGGACAGCGCGGCCUCGGGGUCGAGGUCCAGGGACGAUGAAUGCGGGCCUGACGAGCUGAUCCUCCUGCUGACUUACCUGUACUCCCUGGCUGACGAGGCGCAGCCCACAGACCAGGAUACUGAGGAAGAGGAGCUGGAGAAGCUGGAGAGGGAGCUGAUAGGAGCGCUCACCCUGGUCAUCACCCUAGAGCCCCAACUCAGCCCCUUGCUCCAGAAACUCACAGGUUGUGCAAACCCAGAAGAGCUGACAACAGAGCGAGCCCAUACUGCUGUGGAGGAGAUGUUCGAGACCCUCCGAGGUUUAAGCCACACCAGAGACCACCUGAAGCAGCUGCGCUCCGUCUACACCGCCAGCGAUGGAGUUCACCAGGCUACCUAUCGUCCAUUCCUGCAGCAGAUCCUGGAAGAAGUCUUCCACCCUGACAGACUUGAGUGUCCUGACAUUGAGCAUAUGUCCGGAGGCCUCACAGACCUGCUCAAGACCGGCUUCAGCAUGUUCAUGAAGGUGAGUCGUCCACAUCCCAGCGACAACCCUCUGCUCUUCCUCUUCCUGGUUGGUGGAGUCACGCCCUCAGAGCUUCGCCUCAUCAAAGAGAUUGUUAGCGCACACAAACCGGGGACCCAGGUGCUGGUUCUGUCCACGAGAUUACUGAGGCCGACUGAUAUCCCAGAGAUGCUCUUCACCACCCAAAGACUGCUGCCUGAUAUCGGUUUCUAAAAGGCCGUCACGUGGAAACGCACGCAUGCACACGUGGAAGGGCAUGUGCGCCGCAACACCUCGUCAGGUGUGAGUCGCGCUCGAGAAAUGAGAUGCAAGUGGAAAUCAAGGAGAUGAUCCGCAAACAAAGCAACAUUCCUAUCCUGUUUAUUUCUCUGAGAGACAGUAAAGAAAAUGUACAUUUUUGUGUGUGACUGACAAUAUCGCUCUUCUGCCCCCAAACAGAACUUUGUCCAAAGCCACUUAAGUGAGAUGUGUAAAAUUACACUCAGGUACUGCUUGUAUCAAAUGUCAAUAAAAAUAAAAUCUUUUCACACACA